UUACUCUGCGUGACGCAAGCCUCGCGUCAACGUGUGACGCCGUGUCUCUUUGUUGGUUCAGCUGCGGCGGUGCUUGUGUUGAUAUUUUCUCUGCGGCUGAAAAAUAAAAAAGCAGUGUGGGUUUUAAAAAAAUACAGAGAGAGAGAGCUAUCUGAACGUUUGUUCACUCCCCGGAAUCCGACCAUUAUAUGAUAAUGGACUCGGACGAGGGUUACAAUUAUGAAUUUGACGACGAGGAGGAAUGUAGCGAAGACAGUGCCGAAGAGGAGCCCGAAGACGACACCCUGGAGCUCGAGGAGGUGGAGCUGGUCGAUCCUGCCGAGGCCGGCGGCGAGCGGGACGUGUGUGGAGAGACGGGAGGCAGCGGUCUGGGGCCUGGCCAUGAAGAAGAGGAUUAUCGCUUUGAAGUUUUAACUGCAGAACAGAUUCUUCAGCACAUGGUGGAGUGCAUCAGGGAGGUCAAUGAGGUCAUACAGAACCCAGCAACAAUUACAAGAAUACUACUUAGUCACUUCAAUUGGGAUAAGGAGAAGUUGAUGGAAAGGUACUUUGAUGGAAAUUUGGAGAAGCUUUUUUCAGAAUGUCAUGUUAUAAAUCCUAGUAAAAAGUCUCGAACACGUCAAAUGAAUACGAGAUCCUCUGCACAGGACAUGCCUUGUCAGAUCUGUUACCUGAACUAUCCCAAUUCGUAUUUCACGGGCUUAGAGUGUGGACACAAGUUCUGCAUGCAGUGUUGGAGUGAAUAUUUAACUACCAAAAUAAUUGAGGAAGGAAUGGGCCAGACUAUUUCCUGUCCAGCCCAUGGUUGUGACAUUCUAGUGGAUGAUAGCACUGUUAUGCGACUUAUUACAGAUUCAAAGGUCAAGUUGAAGUAUCAACAUUUAAUUACCAAUAGUUUUGUAGAGUGUAAUCGACUAUUAAAAUGGUGUCCUGCUCCUGAUUGUCAUCAUGUUAUCAAAGUCCAGUAUCCAGAUGCUAAACCAGUUCGUUGUAAAUGUGGGCGUCAGUUCUGUUUCAACUGUGGAGAAAAUUGGCAUGAUCCUGUAAAGUGCAAGUGGCUUAGAAAGUGGAUUAAAAAAUGUGAUGAUGACAGCGAAACCUCAAACUGGAUUGCAGCUAACACUAAGGAAUGUCCAAAAUGCCAUGUGACUAUAGAGAAAGAUGGGGGCUGUAAUCACAUGGUGUGUCGUAACCAGAACUGUAAAGCAGAAUUUUGUUGGGUUUGCCUUGGACCUUGGGAACCUCAUGGAUCUGCAUGGUACAACUGCAAUCGUUACAAUGAAGAUGAUGCAAAGGCAGCCAGAGAUGCACAAGAGAGAUCUCGAGCAGCACUUCAGAGGUACCUUUUCUACUGCAACCGCUACAUGAACCACAUGCAGAGUCUCCGUUUUGAACACAAGCUAUAUGCUCAAGUUAAACAGAAGAUGGAAGAAAUGCAACAGCACAAUAUGUCAUGGAUUGAGGUGCAGUUUCUGAAGAAGGCUGUGGAUGUACUUUGCCAGUGUCGUGCCACGCUUAUGUACACUUAUGUUUUUGCUUUCUACCUCAAAAAAAAUAAUCAGUCCAUAAUUUUUGAGAAUAAUCAGGCAGAUCUAGAAAAUGCCACAGAGGUGUUGUCUGGAUAUUUGGAGCGUGAUAUUUCACAGGAUUCCCUACAAGACAUAAAACAGAAAGUCCAAGAUAAGUAUAGAUACUGUGAGAGUCGGCGAAGAGUGUUGUUACAACAUGUGCAUGAAGGCUAUGAGAAAGACCUUUGGGAAUAUAUCGAAGAUUGAAGAUAACUCCGCUUACAAUGAACUUUUGGAGAUUAACUUUACCAACUAGAAUGCUGAUGCAAUUAAACUCAGUGUCACACAUUGUUGACACUGCUGGUCUGCUACCCAAUCUUGCAUCUUUUUUGUUUUGUUUAAUGGAAAGUUUAAGUAAAUUAUAUUGUAAUAAAACAGUAGUUACAAAACAACAGGAUACAAAUUGUAUAACAGUAUUGUAAGCGGCAGAGUGGAGAAUGUGAGAAGACACUGAAAAAACCCUCCAAGCUUGUAACCUAGCUUCCAUAUUCAAAAUGAAGCCUUUUUGUUCCCAUUUUAUUUUUGUAUGUGUAGGAAAUGGAUUUACAUUUUGUUUUCAGAACAGCUUUCAAUGUUCGAUUUACCAUGUAUGUUGUACAUGGUUUUAAACCCCUUUCAGUUGGUGAAUGUUGAUUGGCUAAUGACAAGGACACAUUUAAGGGGUAAAUAUUUGUAUAUGACUUACAGACAACAAAAGAAAAAAAAUCAGUAUUUUUCAAAUUGUAAAUAAUGCAUAUGCAUGGAGAGUUAAAGAGCAAGUGUGGCACGUGUUUGCAUAAUUUUUAAAUUACAAAAAAAUAUUUAUUCUUUAAAAAUCUUCAAGAUGAUGUAUAUUUGCUGUGUAAUUUCUUAAAUUGUUUCCUCCCUUUUAAAACCUGAUUCUUUUCAUGUUAACAUUGUGUCUAAGCGGAAGUAUGGGUACAAGUCAGAGCAUAAUGGGUAUGCACUCCCUGUUUUCUCCUUUAGCAUUUCUGGUCCUUCAGAAGUGUUUGGGAUGGAAAGCUUUCAGACUUUGUCUUUCUUAAAACAGCAUCUGUGUUAGUUACACUAUUCCUGGUAUUGCAAAUACCAUCAUGACCUAGACGAGGAGUGUGUUUUAAUGUCUUUUAUAAGGGUGUAUUAAUAUAGUUUCCUAAAAUUUAACAAAAUAUAUGCAAAAUCUCAGGCUUUUUAAAGUCAUCCUACAGCAAUUAUCAUUGCAAUUGUAAAAGACCUUUUAAAGAUUUAACUCAUUCAGACAUCUGAAAGUGAAUACAGAAUUUUUUAGUAAGGACAUUUUAAGUCCAACUUAAAUGAAGUGCAACUAAUAUCAAAUAAUGUGUAAGUUUUUAUGCAGAAAUUGUGUGUAUCUACAGCGAUGGUUUAAAGAUUCUGUAGUACUGACUGCAAAAAAGAAAAAAGAUUAUACUACAAAGAUAAGCUGAAGUUUUACAAUGAAAGAACUAAUGGUAUUAGGGUCAAUAACAUCAUUUUUCUCUUUUUAUGCUGCUUUUUUUCAAACAUUUCACCAUGGUGUUAAGAAUCGUAAUGCUUAAACUGGCUGCACAAAAGUUAACCUAUUUAAGAAAUAGUUAUUACCCUUGUUCUGUACAAAUCCCUUGGACACACCAUGUAAUGGAAGUGAUGAUCAAGAACUUCUGUUUGCUUCGUACCAAAAAUGAAGCAUUUUAUUUCAAACAAUUUUUUGAAGACAAUAGUUGCAGCCUCUUUGUCACAGUUUUAAUUUUAGAACUGUCCGUUUAAAUUAAUUUUCCAAUAAUAUGCCUCAGUGAUUUUUUUCUUUUUUUAAAUUUUGACAGCUCUGUCACUUUCUACAGAGCAGUAGUCUGAAUUACUCUGUAAAAAAUACAGAUGAUUUGGGUUUGUUUGCAUGAGUGAUGAAAGUGAGAGAUGGAGAAUGUGUGUUUAUGUAUGAGUGAGUUUCAA
Erpetoichthys calabaricus (reedfish) is the source of this 3494-nucleotide messenger RNA. RefSeq names its product ariadne ubiquitin-conjugating enzyme E2 binding protein homolog 1 (Drosophila) (gene arih1). Lineage: Eukaryota; Metazoa; Chordata; Cladistia; Polypteriformes; Polypteridae. Gene Ontology annotation, cellular component: cytoplasm; nucleus; ubiquitin ligase complex. The coding region runs from base 189 to 1775 and encodes 528 amino acids. Gene Ontology annotation, molecular function: zinc ion binding; ubiquitin conjugating enzyme binding; ubiquitin protein ligase activity. The transcript is spliced from 14 exons. The record is from RefSeq and is a predicted model, not a curated record. Gene Ontology annotation, biological process: ubiquitin-dependent protein catabolic process; positive regulation of proteasomal ubiquitin-dependent protein catabolic process; protein polyubiquitination.